AUGGGACCUCUUAGGUUCGAUACCGGGCUGAGUCAAAUUAUUGCAAAAGAGUUGCAGUUCAAGAGUGGAUUUAUUAGAAAUUACUGGCUAGCGUUUCUGGACUUUGAAGCCGCGUUCGGCUCUCCUCACCGAGGCCGUCUUCUCAACGCGCUUCGCGCCGAUGGAGUACCAGGAAAGUUCGUUCGCUUGCUUGAUGACAUGAAUCAACGAACAACUGCUGCAGUUCGAACACCAGCCGGAUGUACAACACCGUUUGAAGUGGUAACUGGAGUAAGACAAGGGGCGGUGGCAGGACCCUUCCUGUUCAAUUUCGCCAUCGACGACGUUACGCGAAGAACAGUCGACCAGUGUCCUGUCAUUCUAGCACUAUCAGGACGCCCCUUGGCUGAUCUCGAGUAG
Messenger RNA from Necator americanus (New World hookworm), 399 nucleotides. RefSeq lists its product as uncharacterized. Lineage: Eukaryota; Metazoa; Nematoda; Chromadorea; Rhabditida; Ancylostomatidae. The record is from RefSeq and is a predicted model, not a curated record. The transcript is spliced from 2 exons. Bases 1 to 399 code for a protein of 132 amino acids.